AUGGAAGAGGUACAGAAGGUCUUCAACAAGUUCGAUGAGAACAGUGACGGACUCAUCUCCAGUGAUGAGCUCAAUAACGUUCUCCGUAAGAUGGGGCGGGAGAUGAAGCCAGAGGAGUUCGACAAGGACUGGGACGGCCACAUCGACCUGGAGGAGUUCACAAAAAUCAUGAAUGGAUCGGGGUCGAGCAAGGAUCUCCUUGACGCCUUCAAUGUGUACGAUCUUGACAAGGAUGGCCUGAUCUCGGUGAGCGAACUUCAUGAGGUGCUCAACCGCUUAGGGGAGAAGUGCUCCGUUGGGGAAUGUGCCACCAUGAUCACCAAAUUUGACGUCAAUGGUGAUGGCUUCAUCAACUUUGAAGAGUUCAAGCAGAUGAUGAACCGCUCUUGA
This is a messenger RNA of Rosa chinensis, 390 nucleotides long. Its product is annotated as probable calcium-binding protein CML27. Lineage: Eukaryota; Viridiplantae; Streptophyta; Magnoliopsida; Rosales; Rosaceae. The record is from RefSeq and is a predicted model, not a curated record. Gene Ontology annotation, molecular function: calcium ion binding. The transcript has a single exon. Bases 1 to 390 code for a protein of 129 amino acids.